Molecule: messenger RNA, 1515 nt
Organism: Rubroshorea leprosula
Lineage: Eukaryota; Viridiplantae; Streptophyta; Magnoliopsida; Malvales; Dipterocarpaceae
Source: the annotation of a GenBank genome assembly
AAUUCACUUCCUUUCAAUCAGUCCAACCAUUCAGUGUUCUACUGUAGAAAAGUCCUACUACGUCUUCCUUUAAAGAUAGGUUUUAGGUUAUACCAGUACAGGCGUUACCAUGCUUUACAAAAUGAUUCCACUAUCUCUCAACACUUUCCUCAUCUCUCUCCUCCAUGCCCUCCUCCUGUCUGCAGCUGCCGCCGCUUACAACGCCACUGACAUCAUACUUCUUAACUGUGGUGCAACUUCAAACACUACAUCAUUGGAUGGCCGCAACUGGGAGGCUGAUACUAACUCUAAAUAUUCCCCCUUCAAUGACCCAAACACAUCUUUUUCUUCACAUGCCACACGCCAACUCCCUUCUGUUCCCCUAGUUCCCUAUUGGUCCGCACUUAUCAUUCGCUCUAAGUUUACCUUCAACUUCCCCGUAGUUCCUGGUCCAAAAUUCCUCCGCCUUUACUUCUACCCAGAAACAUACUCCGAUCUGGACAUAGCUACUUCCUUCUUUUCCGUCACCGCCAACAGUUACAUCCUUUUGAAUAAUUUUAGUGCUUCUUUGACGGUUCCUGCAAUGGUUCCUCCUGCAGCCUUCUUGAUCAAAGAGUAUGUUGUCACGGUGUGGGACAGCCAGAUGCUUAAUGUAACCUUUACCCCAUCACCGGGCUCUUUCGCUUUCAUUAACGCCAUCGAAAUUGUUUCCAUGCCAAGCGUCCUGUAUGCACACGGCAGUGAAAUCCCACUCGUGUAUGCAGAGGGUGGCCGUUCCUUCACUUUGGACAACACCACUGCUCUCGAGACUAUGUACCGUCUCAAUGUUGGUGGAAAGCAAAUUGAGAACAAGGAUGAUACCGGAAUGUACCGGACGUGGCGUCAAGAUGAGGAUUAUCUGGUUGCAUCAAAGUGGGUUGCUGUCUAUAAUUUAUCUGAUUCACCGAUUAAAUAUACCCCAGACACACCGGAGUAUACUGCACCGAAGGAGGUUUACACUACCUUACGUAUCAUGGGCAGUGAUUCUCAGUUUAAUCUGAAAAACAACAUGACCUGGAGCUUCACAGUCGAUGCAGGGUUCUGCUACCUUGUCAGGCUUCAUUUCUGUGAGCUACUAGCUCAGGUCACGAACCGAAAUCAACAUGUUUUCAACAUAUUCAUCAAUAAUCAAGUGGCGGAAGAAUCUGUAGACGUAUUUGAUAAGGCCGGUGGCUCUGGGAUUCCAAUUCAUAAAGACUAUGUCGUAUUGGCUGGAAACGGGAUCAAAGCCAAGGAGCUCCAGCUGGAACUACAUCCUUGUCCUUCAUCAACAUACGACGAUGCUUUCUUGAAUGGCUUAGAGAUUUUCAAGUUGAACGGAACUGCUGGUAGCCUAGCAGGGCCAAAUCCUAAUCCAGUCUCUAGUCCUCAACCACCUGAACUGUUGCCAGAAAGUCCAAAAAGCCAUGAAAAAUCAAAGAUUUUGCCUAUCAUGGGAGCUAUUCUAGGCAAUUAGAUUUUUAGUGAGUUAAGUUUUAACAAAUUUCAAUAUUUUUU